AUGGAUUUAGAAGGAAGAAUUAAAGCUUAUCGUUUUGUUGCUUACUCAGCAGUAGUCUUUUCUAUUGUCGCUGUUCUUAGUGUUUGUGUAACACUUCCAAUGGUCUACAAUUAUGUACAUCAUGUUAAAAGAAGUAUGUACAAUGAAGUAAAACACUGCAAGGAAUCUGCUAAAGAUAUUUGGUCUGAAGUAAAUACACUCAAAAGACUUCCAGUUCUUUCUGGAAACAGAACUGCUCGUCAAGCCGGAUAUGAUGCUGGAGUUAGUGGUGGAUCUGCCUCUGCUGGAGGUUCAUGUGAUGCUUGUUGUCUUCCAGGAGCUGCUGGACCAGCCGGAACACCAGGAAGACCAGGAAAACCAGGUAAACCAGGUGCACCAGGACUUCCAGGAAACCCAGGUAAACCACCAGUUCAACCAUGUGAACCAGUUACUCCACCACCAUGUAAACCAUGCCCACAAGGACCAGCCGGACCACCAGGACCACAAGGAGCACCAGGAGAUGCCGGAGCACCAGGACAACCAGGAGCCCCAGGACAAGAUGGAGCACCAGGACAACCAGGACCAAAAGGACCAGCCGGACCAAAUGGAAACCCAGGAGCCCCAGGACCAGAUGGACAACCAGGUGCACCAGCUGUAUCAGAACCACUUGUUCCAGGAGAACCAGGACCAGCCGGAGAACCAGGCCCACAAGGACCAGCCGGAACACCAGGACAACCAGGAGCUCCAGGAGCACCAGGACAACCAGGACCAAAAGGAGCCCCAGGACCAAAUGGAGCACCAGGAAACGAUGGACAACCAGGAGCACCAGGACAAGCUGGAGCACCAGGAUCACCAGGAGAGAAAGGAAUCUGUCCAAAAUACUGCGCUAUUGAUGGUGGAGUCUUCUUCGAAGAUGGAACUAGAAGACGUUAA
Molecule: messenger RNA, 912 nt
Organism: Strongyloides ratti
Lineage: Eukaryota; Metazoa; Nematoda; Chromadorea; Rhabditida; Strongyloididae
Product: Collagen alpha-5(IV) chain
Exons: 1
Coding region: 1-912 (303 amino acids)
Molecular function (GO): structural constituent of cuticle
Source: RefSeq, a predicted model, not a curated record